Messenger RNA from Miscanthus lutarioriparius, 3531 nucleotides. The record is from the annotation of a GenBank genome assembly. NCBI's taxonomy places the organism in Eukaryota, Viridiplantae, Streptophyta, Magnoliopsida, Poales, Poaceae.
AUGGCGGAGCCCGGCAAAGAAACUGCUGCUACACCCCAUCCACUGCCGCAAGAAACGGUUCCCCAUGCGCCUGCCGCCAUGGCGGAGCCCCGCUUGGAAGCUGACACGCAGAUUUCAGCCUCACAAGACGCCGAAACCACCGGCGGUGGUGCUGCUACACUCGACUCUGCUCAGACUAAAGCAGAGCCGGCCCACCAGCCGCCUCCGCAGCAAGAGACCGUAGACAUGGCUGCGGUUGGCGCGCCGGAGCAAACCACGACGGAGGCAGACGCUCAGCCACCUGUGGCAACCAUGUCACAGAAAAUUGCCGCAUUGCCUCCGCCAGCUGAAACACCGGCGCAAGAGAGGGCGGCGGCCGCCGCACCUACGCCGCCGCAGAAGCAAGAAGGCGGCGACCCGAAACUAGCCUCCUCGGUCCACGAGGAGGACAAGGGCGCGUCAAAGGCAAGGGUGGAGGAAGGAGAAGAGAAGCCCGCGCGUCGUCGCUGGCGAUGCCUCCGCGCCGCCGUGUGCUUGCUCUUCCUCCGCCCCAAAAGCGGAGAGACGAAGCCGGCGACACCACCGGGCGACAAGGAGGCGGUGUCAGGGCUGGAGGAGAAGAAGCCGAUGCCAGGGGAGAUGCCGCCGCCGCCCCAGAAGGACAGUGGCAGCACUGUCCGUGUUCCAUCCAAGCCUGAAGCGGGGAAGGGCGAAGGCGAGACGAAGCCGGCGGCGCUGGACGGCAAGCGGCCGGAGCCAGGGCAGGAGCAAGUGGCCACAUUGCCUCCGCCAGCUGAGACAUCGUCACAGGAGACGACGGCGACGGCGGCUGAGGCUGAGGCUGAGAAGCAACUUGCUGCACCAGCGCCACAGCAGCCACCGCGGAAGCAAGAAGGCGGCGCUCCGGAACAAGCCCCCUCGGUCCAGGAGGAGAUGGACGCCGCACCGGCAGCGGCAAGGCCGCAGGAGGGAGAAGAGAAGCCAGCGCGUCGCCGGUGGCGAUGCCUCCAGGCUGCCGUGGGCUUGCUAUUCCUCCGCCCCAAGGGCGAAGAGACGAAGCCGCCGACGCCGGGGGAGAUGCCGCUCCCGGUGGACAGCGCUGUCAAGGCUGCAGUAGAGAAGGGCGAAGGCGAGAUGAAGCCGUCGGCGCAGGAUGGCAAGAAGCCGGUGUCAGGGCAGGAAGAAAAGAAGCCAGCGGCGAAGAAGAAGCCGAGCCGGAAGUACAGCCCUGGCGCUGCAAGGAAGGAGAAAGACCAAGGCGAAGAGAGCAAGGGCCGCCGUGAUGAAACCCAAGCGGGGAAGACAACACCGCAGCUCGAAGGGGAGCACCCUUCGCUGAAGAAGUUUCGGAAGGCGGCCAGGCUGGUUCAGUUCCUCAUGUCCUGGCUCAAGAAGGUGCGCUCCCAGAAGAAGCCAGUGGAAGUGCGCCUGGAGCACAUCCUCGAGGAAGCCUUCACAAGGCUUCUCGCGACGGAGUACAAGGAGCUGAGCGGCGUGAGGCAGAAGUGCCUCCUCACCUUCUCCGUCUUCGAGCUCGACUCCGAGGUGAAGAAGCAGGCCAUGAUCUACUGGUGGGUGGCAGAGUUCAACCUGCGGCACCGGAGCGAUCCACCAGCGAAUGCAGCGCGGGCUCCUCCUGCUACUGCAGGUGGCGGCGGAAGAAGUGAUAAGCCGGUGGCGGCGCCGCAGGGUAAAGGCGCGGACGCCGACAGAAGGAAUGACGACGCCGAAGGCAUCUUCUUCAUGCUUUCUGAUCAUGGCUUCCUGGUGCCGAUAAAGAACUGGUGCAGCAAGGUGAUCCAUGGCUGCCAGGUGAACCCCCUGGUGCACUGGAUGCUGAAGCGGCAGGCGAGGGGUGAUCGCUUCGCCGAGCUGGACGACAAGGGCAGCCCCGCGGACCGGCAACUCAACUCCAGCAUCCUUUGCCUGACAGCAGGCAAUCGUCCCGUGCUGCAGAGGAUGCGCAUGGAAGAUGAGUCACAGCCACAUCAGGCCAGGAAGAAAGACGAGUCACAGGCCGGGAGAAAAAGCAAGAAGGUAACAAAGGAGCCUUCCCUGCAGGGCAAGGGCAGCCGUGACCAGGACCAGGACCAGCAGCAACCGACGACGAAAGAUGAGGCACAGGUCGGGAGCAAAUCCAUGGCAGCAGCAGAUAAGGCACCUUCCCACAAGGACGAAGACUCGACCCAAGCUAAGGAGGACCAGCUAAUCAAGGGAGCACAAAACAUCAAGCCCAGCUCUGAACUCGAACAUGAUGAUGAUAUUCCACCAUUAUUUGAAGGGAAGCGAGUGAUCCUCAAUGUCAAUGCACAUGUGUACCCCAUAUCCAAGUUCGCAUUCUUGAACCUUGCCGAAUGCUUGGUUGUGCUGCAGCUUGGCCGGUGGAAUAAUCUUGACGACAAGACAUACAUGGAGGUGGAUGGACUGGAUUCACGGAAUGCCAUCGGCUCGCUCAAGAACCUCCGAUACCUUGGUCUCCGUGGGCUAUCACGGCUAACAAAGCUCCCAAAAGGGAUCGAGAGCCUUAAGAAACUUGUAAUCCUAGACAUGCGAGGCUGCCAAAACCUAGUCAAAGUCACGGCAAGUGUCAUCACACAAUUGAAACAGCUUACCCAUUUGGAUCUCACUGAGUGCUACAUGUUGGAGCACAUUGAUCGAGGAAUCACAUUCCUCACAGAGUUGCAGGUGUUCAAGGGCUUCGUGUUCGCAAUUGGAACACAAGGGAAGAAGGCAUGCCGAAUACAAGACCUCAAAAAGUUGAAGAAGCUCCAAAAGCUCACUGUUAGCAUCACCACUGAUGCUAAUGUAGGCAAAGGUGAGAUGGCAGAUCUUAAGUACCUCACCAGCCUUCGAAAACUCACAAUUACGUGGAGUGAGAUACCAAGCAUAUUGAAGGGUGACACGAAAAAGGUGAAAAAGCUGGAGGAUCUUUUGGAGAGAUGGACCAGCUUUCAGUUGCCAAAAGACCUCAUGAAACUAGACAUUCGGUGCUACCCCAAGGAAAAGCUAGAACUUGAAUUGCAUGAGAAGCUCGAGAAGCUAUACUUGAGAGGUGGAGACAUGGAAAGGUUUUCCACAAAGAAAUCAACCUCCAUCAAGACAUUGCGUCUGAGGUAUCUCCAGAAUUUCAAAAUGGGAUGGGAUGAUAUCCGUUUAGAAUUGGAAAAAAUUGAAUAUGUGGAAAUUGUGGUUAAUAAGGAUGCAACACAAGAAAAGGAUAAGGAUGAUGUUGUGAAGCAUAUAGAUGAGGAAGUGGUCAAGAGUCUGAUGAAGAUACCAGAUUUUACAUUGGAUAGGCAUGGAGUAUGGACGAAGGAUGAGAAGGAAGAGCGUAACCAAAAGUUUCAUGCAACUAACAAAGAUGUUGCUGGGAUGGAUAAAGGUCAGGACGAUGCCAUUGGGAAGAACAAAGCUGGACCAUCAGAACCAACUAAAGAUUCUAGUACUGAAACUGCUAGUGGCAUCACAAAUGUUAAUAAGGACGGAGACAAAGCUACUACCAAAGAACAAGUAGCAAAAGAAGAAAGAGUAGCAACCCAAGAGGGGUCGUAA